AUGGAAAAAGGAAGUCCCGUCGGUUCCUACCGGACGGCCGGACUCUUCUCCCGGAUGUUUUUCUGCUGGCCCCUUCCGUUGUUGAGAAUUGGGUGGAAGAAAGGUAUCGAAGAAAAGGACUCGGACCGAGUACUACCCGAAGACAGAUCGGAAUAUUUAGGAAAUUUACUACAAGAAAAAUGGAAAAAAGAAUUGGAAAAGAAAAAGCCCAGUUUAUUAAAGACUUUAAUACCUAUAUUUGGAAGAAAGUACUUACUUCUUUUUACCCUUCCGAUAUUGCAGGAAUGUUUUUUACUUAUCGUCCAGGCGUACUUAUUAGGAAUAGUAAUCGAUUAUUUUGACGAUCAAACGGCAGACACGGAAACGAUUGCUCGCUUAUCGGCUGCGGGAGUUUGUAUGUGUUUAUUCCUUUAUAUGUUAUGCAUCCAUUCUUUAAUAUUCAACACGCAGAGAUUAGAUAUGCAGUUAAGAGCGGCUUGUUGCAGUCUCAUUUACAGAAAGGCCUUACGUUUAAGCCAUUCGUCUAUAAGCAAAUCAACGAUUGGUCGAAUGGUAAAUCUACUCUCGAACGAUGUCGAUAGAUUCGACAAAUUUAUCUAUUUGUCUUAUUACGUGAUAAUUUCUCCUUUGCAAGCAAUUAUAAUAGUUGCCAUGUUAUGGCAAUAUAUAGGUCCAGCUGUGCUGGCCGGUGUGGCGGUUUUAUUCCUCUACAUUCCCGUGCAGUUUGGACUCGGAAGGCUUUUUUCUAAAUUAAGGUUAAAAGCGGCAAAAUUAGCCGAUAAAAGAUUUCUUCUACUGAACGAAAUACUGACUGGCCUGAGAGUUAUCAAGAUGUACGCCUGGGAAGAUCCGUUAAUCGAUUCGAUAGAAAAAAUAAGAAAGUUGGAAAUCCAAAGUAUCAAACAGUCGUUGCAAUUAUACGGAAUUCCUUUUUCUCUGGGAUCCAUAUUUUCCAAAUUGAUCCUGUUCCUAGCCCUAGCAGUCUACUCGCUGACGGGUGGAAAGUUAACUGCCAGUUCUGUUUUUAUUACAGUUACGAUUUCUAUGAAUUUCUAUCGCUGCAUGUUUUACGCAUUUCCUCAGGCCGUUUCCCAAAUCGCGGAAGCUUUGGUUUCGUUACAAAGAUUACAGAAUUUUCUUUUGCUGGAAGAAAAAAGUACCGACGUUUCUGAAGAAAUGUCUUCCGUAGAUAAAUGCGGAGUUUGGGUGGACGACGUUUCUGCCUCUUGGCAUAAGGAUAGUAAAACAGGCAAUUUACAAAAUAUAUCGUUUUCCGCUAACUCUGGAAAUCUGAUUGCAGUAAUUGGAUCUGUAGGAUCGGGAAAGACGACGUUACUAAUGAGUAUAAUAGGAGAACUUCCAAUUACUUCUGGAAAAGUAACUUUACAAGGAACGGUCGCUUACGCAUCUCAAGAACCUUGGAUAUUCGGUGGAACUAUUAGAGAAAACAUUCUUUUUGGCUCAGAUUUUCAAGAAAAGAAAUAUAAUAAAGUCUUGCAUCUUUCGGCACUUGACAAGGAUAUUAAUGAUUUUCCCGAUAACGAUUCCACAUUAGUAGGAGAAAGAGGAACGAAUCUGAGUGGAGGUCAGAAGGCCAGGAUCAAUUUAGCCAGAGCUCUCUAUCUGAACGCCGAUAUAAUUGUUCUCGAUGAUCCUCUCAGUUCUGUCGAUCCUCCCGUUGCCGAGCAUAUAUUUCACAAAUGCAUAAUGCAAUAUUUAAAAAAUAAAAUUCGAAUUAUAGCGACUCACCAAGCGCAAUUUUUGAAACAAGCGGACAAAAUCAUAUUAUUAGAAAAAGGAAAAUGUGUGGCCGUAGGAACGUAUAAGGAUCUGGUGGCUGCGGGAAUCGACAUCGAGUCGUUGCCAGAGGAACGAGAAUUCAAGAAUAAGGGAAGGAUUAAUUCGACUCCUUCGUCACCCGUGAUCGACACCCGUCCUUCCAUUAACGACAAUUCCCACAGGGCAAAAAGUAGCAGAAACAUAUCUUUUCCACGAAACCAAAAAGAGGAUCACGUCAUCGAAACAAAGAAAUGUGGAAACCGAGAAAAAACGGGUCCCGGCCAAACCGGGAAGAACGUUCUGUGGACGGGAGCGAAACUGUACGCAAAAUACGUCGCCGGGGGAAAGGACAGAGUAUCGGGCGUUGUUUUCCUCUUCUUUCUUCUGGUUUCGCAAAUGUUGUUUAGCGCGGGCGAUUAUUGGCUGAUUUUAUGGACUAACGGAAGGUGUUUUGUGAAAAACUACACCUUUUCCAAUUACUCGGACGUAAACCGCGGCGUCGACGAUAUCGACCACCGAUACUCGAAUACCUUAAUCGGUUUAUACGUGUAUUUAGGACUGAUAUUCGGACUAAUAACGUUUUCGUUGAUCUCCGCCGCUCUGUACGUGGAGUUGUGUACGAAAUCCUCUAACAACCUACACCGUAGAAUGCUUCGUUGCGUCGUGCGUACUCCCGUAUCGUUUCUGGAUAACAAUUCUAUAGGUGAAGUCUUGAAUCGUUUCUCCAGAGACGUGGGAUCCAUCGACCAACAGUUACCGAUGACCAGUUUUUCCACUAUACACAAAUUAGUCAAUAUCAUCGGAUCACUCGUCAUAGAAGCUAUUAUACAUCCUUAUUUACUUUUUCCAUCUAUUAUAUUAUUAAUCGCUACUUUCUUUCUGUGGAAUUUCUACUUACGAACAGCAAGAAAUGUCAUGCGCAUGGACGGAUCGAGUAAAAGCCCAGUUUUUGCUCAUCUCAGUACUUCGCUUUACGGAAUAUCGACAAUUAGAACGUGUAAAGUGGAAAAAAAAUUCGAAUUUGCCUUCGAUCGAUAUCAAGACAGACACACAGCCGUCCGCUUUCUCUUUAUAGGAUUGUCUCGUUGGAUGGCCAUAAACGAACACGCGCUUUGCAUCUUGUAUCUCGUUGCCACCAUGUUUAUACUAUUUUUUGUAUCUUCCGCUAUUACCGGUGCAGAACUCGGUCUGGCAGUUUCCAGUGCCCUCUUAAUAUUUGUCAAUUUCUACAUGAUGAUCGACUUUGGUACCGAAAUGGACAGUCAGUUAUCGUCCGUGGAACGUGUCGCAGAUUAUAGUUCAUUACCGUCAGAAGCUGCCGAUGAAUCACCAGAUAUUACGCGUCCUCCGGAGAACUGGCCGUUAAAUGGAUCCAUUAUUUUUGAUAACGUUUCCUUAAAAUAUUCAUCGGAGAAGCAACCCGUAGUAAAAAAUCUUAACUUUCGUAUUAAAAAUGGAGAAAAGAUUGGAAUCGUUGGAAGAACGGGAGCUGGAAAAAGUUCCAUAAUUGCCGCAUUGUUCCGCAUGUUGGAGCCGACGGGAAUUAUUACCAUCGAUGGUAUAGCCACGAAAGAUAUCGGACUUUAUAAUUUACGGAGAAAACUUUCCAUUAUUCCUCAGGAUCCUUUGCUAUUCACCGCUUCCGUUCGGAACAACCUGGAUCCCUUUAACAGGCGCGACGACGCCACUUUAUGGAAAGUUUUGGAAGAGGUGCACUUAAAAGAAGUGGUGGGAAAAUUAGGGAACGGACUGGACAGCCAACUUUCGGAAGGAGGAGGCAACCUGAGCGUCGGUCAGAAACAAUUACUUUGCGUGGCCAGGGCCAUUUUACGCCAGAACAAAAUUUUAAUAAUGGACGAAGCAACGGCCAAUAUCGACAAAAGAACCGAUUGCCUUAUACAGAAGACGAUUGGUGAGAAAUUUUCUUCCUGCACAAUUAUUACCGUCGCUCACAGAUUACAGACAAUUAUGGAUUCGGACAGAAUAAUGGUUUUAGACGAAGGAAAAAUUGUAGAAUUCGAUAAUCCCGACCAACUACUGAAAAACAAAAAUGGACUGUUUUACAGAAUGGUGCAAACGGGAGGUAAUUCGGCGGAGAAAAAUGAAAAAACGAUAAACGCCUAGACGGAAUGCCGAGUAACAAUUGGGUAGAUUGCUCUGGCCGGGCGAAUACCAGAAUAAUUUGGGCACUUGUUUAUAAAUACCGUUCUGAUCUUAUAAUGUUUAUUCUCGCCGUAAGUAGCCCGCCAUCGAAAUAUAAAUGUGGAAGGACGGUUUUCCGUUUCGCAAACCUGUUCCUUCCGUAAGAUCGUUGUCAUUCCUUCUUUUUAUACUAAUUAAUGUCUUUACUCGCCACACUUUCCGGAUUGCGGGUCGUGUGUCUAGCGGGUUAGUCUUAAGUGGACGAAUAUCCGCUUAACAAUAUAUUCCGUGUAGGACGAGG
Messenger RNA from Centruroides sculpturatus (bark scorpion), 4222 nucleotides. Its product is annotated as multidrug resistance-associated protein 4-like. Gene Ontology annotation, cellular component: membrane. Gene Ontology annotation, biological process: transmembrane transport. Bases 1 to 3903 code for a protein of 1300 amino acids. The record is from RefSeq and is a predicted model, not a curated record. NCBI's taxonomy places the organism in Eukaryota, Metazoa, Arthropoda, Arachnida, Scorpiones, Buthidae. Gene Ontology annotation, molecular function: ATP binding; ABC-type transporter activity; ATP hydrolysis activity. The transcript has 27 exons.